AUGUCGUGUCAGAAAUCUAAAAAGCGCAAGUUUAUUGGCGACGGUGUGUUCAACGCCGAGCUCAAUGAGUUCCUGUCUCGGGUUCUCGCUGAGGAAGGCUACUCGGGUGUUGAACUCCGUAUUACUCCCGUCCGUACGGAGAUCAUCAUCAGGGCGACCCGUGCCCGUGAGGUCGUCGGCGACAAGGCACGCCGCAUUCGUGAAUUGACUUCGUUGGUUCAGAAAAGGUUCGGUUUUUCUCCCGACACUGUUGAGCUCUACGCGGAGCGUGUCGAGCACAAGGGUCUUUGCGCAAUGGCGCAAGCGGAAUCGCUGAGGUACAAGCUCCUCAAAGGAUUGGCAGUAAGGCGUGCCGCGUAUGGUGUGCUUAGGCACAUUAUGGAGUCCGGUGCCAAGGGUUGUGAAGUUAUCGUAUCCGGAAAGCUCCGUGCCCAGCGUGCUAAGAGCAUGAAGUUCAAGGACGGGUACCUUAUCUCUACUGGUCAGCCAGCUAAGACUUUUGUUACCAGUGCCACACGUUCGGUUCAACUUCGUCAGGGUGUUUUGGGUAUUAAGGUCAAGAUCAUGCACCCACACGAUCCGGAGGGACGUUUGGGUCCUGCUACUAUCAUGCCGGACACCAUUACUGUAAAGGAGCCCAGCCCGGAUUUGGAGUAUUCCAAGUGA
Babesia sp. Xinjiang is the source of this 666-nucleotide messenger RNA. RefSeq names its product 40S ribosomal protein S3-1. Gene Ontology annotation, molecular function: RNA binding; structural constituent of ribosome. The record is from RefSeq and is a predicted model, not a curated record. Gene Ontology annotation, cellular component: nucleus; cytosolic small ribosomal subunit. Lineage: Eukaryota; Apicomplexa; Aconoidasida; Piroplasmida; Babesiidae. Gene Ontology annotation, biological process: translation. The coding region runs from base 1 to 666 and encodes 221 amino acids. The transcript has a single exon.